Argentina anserina (silverweed cinquefoil) is the source of this 417-nucleotide messenger RNA. Its product is annotated as serine/arginine-rich splicing factor RSZ22A-like. Gene Ontology annotation, molecular function: RNA binding. The coding region runs from base 1 to 417 and encodes 138 amino acids. Gene Ontology annotation, biological process: mRNA splicing, via spliceosome. Lineage: Eukaryota; Viridiplantae; Streptophyta; Magnoliopsida; Rosales; Rosaceae. The record is from RefSeq and is a predicted model, not a curated record. The transcript has 2 exons. Gene Ontology annotation, cellular component: nuclear speck.
AUGUCUCGUGUGUAUGUUGGCAAUCUAAAUUCUCAGGUUUCAAACGAAGAGCUUGAAAUUAAGUUCUCUAACUUCGGAAUUAUUAGCAAAAUUUGGGUUGCAAGAAGACCCCCGAGUUAUGCUUUUAUUAAUUUUGUCUACAUAAGAGAUGCUGAGAGUGCUAUUCGAGAGUUAGAUGACAAGAAUGGUUGGAGAGUUGAGUUCUCACACAACUCUAGACAGGCUUUGGGCCAAUACUGCACAAAUGGUAACAUUUAUGUCACUACAAAACAUCGGGCUGGUGGUGAAAUCGGAUCUUCUCACCAGAGAGAUACUCGGUCGAGGGAAUUUGAGGGGCAGAUUGUUUCACUUGGAUCAGACAUAUGCAAGAUAAAAACCAAGAGCACAACUACCCACUGCUCUGACAACAAGUUCUAA